Molecule: messenger RNA, 1510 nt
Organism: Alexandromys fortis (reed vole)
Lineage: Eukaryota; Metazoa; Chordata; Mammalia; Rodentia; Cricetidae
Gene: Pithd1
Product: PITH domain containing 1
Exons: 6
Coding region: 110-745 (211 amino acids)
Cellular component (GO): nucleus
Source: RefSeq, a predicted model, not a curated record
AGGGGCGCCUUUUACGACGCUUCAGUCGCUGCGCUUGGCGGCGGGCGCGGAGCGGAGCAAGCGCCGGUCGAGCGGCGGCUCCCGGGAGUCACAGGCGGGCGGCGGCGCCAUGUCGCACGGGCACAGCCACGGCGGGGGCGGCUGUCGCUGCGCCGCCGAACGCGAGGAGCCGCCCGAGCAGCGCGGCCUGGCCUACGGGCUGUACCUGCGCAUCGACCUGGAGCGGCUGCAGUGCCUGAACGAGAGCCGCGAGGGCAGCGGCCGUGGCGUCUUCAAGCCGUGGGAGGAGCGGACCGACCGCUCCAAGUUUGUUGAAAGUGACGCGGAUGAAGAGCUUCUGUUUAACAUUCCGUUUACGGGCAAUGUCAAGCUCAAAGGCAUCAUCAUCAUGGGAGAGGACGAUGACUCACACCCCUCGGAGAUGAGACUGUACAAGAACAUUCCCCAGAUGUCCUUUGAUGACACGGAGAGGGAGCCUGAUCAGACCUUCAGUCUGAACCGAGAUACUGCAGGAGAAUUAGAGUAUGCUACAAAGAUUUCCCGGUUUUCAAAUGUCUAUCAUCUCUCUAUUCAUAUUUCGAAAAACUUUGGAGCAGAUACCACGAAGAUCUUCUAUAUUGGCCUGAGAGGAGAGUGGACUGAGCUUCGCCGGCACGAGGUGACCAUCUGCAAUUAUGAAGCGUCAGCUAACCCAGCAGACCACCGGGUCCAUCAGGUCACCCCACAGACACACUUCAUCUCUUAAGGGCGGAUCCAGGCUCCCUCAGAUGCACUGUGAAGAUGUGCGACCACCUGCUGGGAAGGACUGAGGAGGCUCCAGCAAGAGCUGCCUGCCACAGCCUCCGCCAAGCUCUGUCUUGGGGUUGCUGCGGGAACCUGGCCUGUGGAAAGGGCCUCACCACCGGGAGCAGUGUGGGUGCCAAGGGCAGUGUUCUCUAAGGCACUACAGAAACGGGCUUAGGCUGGGUGCUAUCUGGCAGUCCUGAAUAACGUUUGCUUUUCCAGUCAGUGUGGCCAUGGGAUCCCAAGUGUCUUGUUGCUCAUGGCAGGUUUUUUGUGUGAUUUGUCCGUUUUAAAAAAAGCUUCCUGGGCCACAGGAAUUCUUUUGAAACCGAAGCUUUGUGUUUGUGUUAGCCAGCAGGAAGAUCUCCAGGUAGAAACACGUGUCCCUGCUCGCUCCUCCUCCCUGUCACUGCUCAGCAUUUGUGUCAUAUGUCAUGCACGAGUGUCCCGUGAUGGUGGCUGGAAAGGAACGCAUCUCUUGGCAAAUGACUGCUUGGGGGAGGUCUCUUCCAAGCAGGUGGGAGAGCAAGGCAUAGUUUCUGUGUGGGCGACCUGGAUGAGGUGAGACUGAGACUUACUAGAGAUCACCCUCGGGACUCCUUGGUGUUUACUUGCUUCUGCCUUGUGUUAUAAACUCAGUGCUCGAAUCUGGAGACCCUGGUUCUUCUGUUCAUGGCUUCUCUUCACUGUGACUAAUAAGCUUCUUAAUAAAUCCUUGCCAGACUUA